AUGGCGGCUGAGCGCGGGAGCAGGGAGGGGAGGUGGACCCUGGCCGCCGCCAGGGCGCUCAUCACCGGCGGCAGCAAAGGGAUCGGGUACGCCAUCGUGGAGGAGCUCGCCGGGUUCGGUGCGAGGGUGCACGCCUGCUCCCGGAACGCGGCGGAGCUGGAGGAGUGCCGACGGCGGUGGGAGGAGAAGGGCCUGCAUGUCACCGUCUCCGCCUGCGACGUCUCCGUGCGCGCCGACAGGGAGAGGCUCAUGGACACCGUCCGGCAGACCUUCAACGGCAAGCUCGACAUACUAGUGAACAACGCGGGGCAGCUGCUGGUGAAGCCCACCGCGGAGUGCACGGCGGAGGAGUACUCCAAGGUGAUGGCUACCAACCUGGAGUCGAGCUUCCAUCUCUGCCAACUCGCGCGCCCUCUUCUCGUACACGCCGGAGGAGGCAGCAUCAUCAACAUGUCCUCCAUUGGAGGCUCAAUUGGCUUCGUAGGCUCCGCAAUCUACGCUAUCACAAAAAGUGCAAUGAACCAGCUUACUAGGAGUUUGGCCGCUGAGUGGGCUCCCAACAACAUCCGUGUGAAUGGCGUGGCCCCAGGAUUUAUCACAACCGAUAUGAUCAAAGAUUCUUGUGGACAUGUUGGGCAGAUGGAUACAGAGUCCUUGGAGCGGGAGCACUCAAAGACCCCGUUACUGCGGAGCGGCAAGCCGGUCGAGAUCGCCUCGGCGGUGGCAUUCCUAUGUAUGCCGGCAGCUUCCUUCAUCACCGGCCAGGUCAUUUGUGUCGAUGGCGGUCGAACUAUUAGCGCUUAA
Molecule: messenger RNA, 804 nt
Organism: Triticum turgidum subsp. durum (durum wheat)
Lineage: Eukaryota; Viridiplantae; Streptophyta; Magnoliopsida; Poales; Poaceae
Source: the annotation of a GenBank genome assembly